AUGGCUGCUGCGUACGGAGACCCAUCCAGUCCGUUGAUGUCAGCGACGGACAGAACACCCCUGGGCCUGGGCCAUGUACCUGAAACUCGAAUUCUGGUGAUUAUGACAGGAGGGACUAUCUGUAUGCAGAAGUCGCCAGAUGGCCUUGUUCCAGCCCGCAAUUUUCUCGACCGAUGUAUGGCUCCUCGGCCGGAAUUCAAUGAUGGAGAACCCCAUGACCCUCUCGAGGUUGUGUUCGAUGAUGGGCCGGACGGCUUGGGCAAAUUGCACAGUCUGAGAACACCAACAAGCGUCUAUGGGAAACGCAUUAGAUAUGCCGUGUUGGAAUAUGAAACCCUGCUAGAUUCAUCAUCCAUCGAUAGCAAGGGGUGGGACCAAAUAGCCCAGACCAUCUCUCGGAACUACAAGCUUUUCGAUGGCUUUGUUGUUCUCCACGGCACAGACAGCUUAGCAUACACAUGCUCAGCCCUCAGUUUCAUGCUGCAGAAUUUGGGGAAGCCCGUCAUACUAACAGGCUCCCAAGUCCCAUUCUCCGAGCGCAAAAAUGAUGCCUUGGACAAUCUGCUCGACUCGUUGGACAUAGCUGCCCACUUCAUGAUACCCGAAGUGUGUCUUUGCUUCAACUCUACCUUGUUCCGUGGCAACCGAGCCACCAAAGUAUCCGCCAGCGCGUUCGAUGCAUUUGCGUCCCCUAACCUUCCGCCGUUGGCCAGGAUCACGGCAGUAGACACGGAAGUGGCCUGGAACCUGGUCACCAGGCCGACAUCACUUCAAGCAUUUAACAUUCAACCAGACCUUGAUAUUCAUCAUGUGGCGUGUUUGAGAAUUUUCCCCGGGAUCAAGCCCAAAAUGGUCGAAGCCGUAUUGCGAACCGAGGGUCUUCGAGGACUGGUGCUGGAGACGUUUGGUGCUGGCAACGCGCCUAGUGGACACGACAACAAAUUGAUCCAGGUGAUAUCUGAUGCGGUGCAGCGCGGCAUUGUAAUUGUGAAUGUGACGCAAUGUUUGACGGGCAGUGUCAGUCCCCUUUACGCACCAGGCAUGGCUCUUGGCCGCGCUGGUGUGGUCGCAGGCGGCGAUAUGACGAGUGAGGCUGCUUUGACUAAAUUGGCGUACCUUCUGUCGCUUCCACAAGCGAGCCCGGAAUCAGUGGCCAAACGCAUGGCCAUCUCCAUUCGAGGGGAACUCACGGAGCACUCGGAGACCGUUUUCAGUCACCCAACUGGCGAGCUGUCGUCUCCUGUCGCCCAACUCACCGCCAUUGCAUAUGCUAUUGCCAGCGGAGACCUCCAGAAGGUGCAAGAUCUGCUGCGUCAGGACACCCAACUGAUGAACCGCCCCGACUAUUCUGGCAACACCCCUGUGCAUCUAGCAGCCACCGGACCGAGCCUUGAGAUACUUCGGUAUCUGCUCUCAUUAGGCGCCUCAGUCCAUCUCCGCAAUCACACAGGUUCAGGACGGACACCGCUUUUUCUAGCUGCGAAUGCCGGCCUGCUGCCGCACGUAUUGCUCCUUCGACAGGCCGGCGCACAUCUCCAUGCCGAAGAGCUCGACACGGCACGACUGCAUGCAAGUCAAAGGCCAGAUGUAUGGGCGCAGGCGGGCCUGGACAUGCCUUAG
Capronia epimyces CBS 606.96 is the source of this 1620-nucleotide messenger RNA. Its product is annotated as L-asparaginase. NCBI's taxonomy places the organism in Eukaryota, Fungi, Ascomycota, Eurotiomycetes, Chaetothyriales, Herpotrichiellaceae. Gene Ontology annotation, molecular function: protein binding; asparaginase activity. The transcript has 5 exons. Bases 1 to 1620 code for a protein of 539 amino acids. The record is from RefSeq and is a predicted model, not a curated record.